AUGUCAUGUUUGGGUAGGCUAUUGUCUGUUUCUUACCCACCGGAUCCGUACGAUUCUCGGUUUUCAGGUUAUAAGCUGUCUUCUCUACGGCGAAAUCGGAGACUGAGAUGGCGAUUCACGGCUUUAGACCCAGAUUCUUCCUCCGCACCUUCCUCUCUCGACUCAGAUUCCGCCGAUAACUUCGCUGCCGGAUUUUGUAUCAUAGAAGGGCCUGAAACAGUACAGGACUUUGCUAAAAUGCAAUUACAAGAGAUUCAAGAUAACAUUCGAAGCAGACGAAACAAGAUCUUCUUGCACAUGGAAGAGGUAAGGAGGCUAAGAAUACAACAACGGAUUAAAAACACUGAACUUGGCAUUAUCAACGAAGAGCAAGAACACGAAUUACCCAAUUUCCCGUCUUUUAUCCCAUUCUUACCUCCAUUGACUGCUGCAAAUUUGAAAGUCUAUUACGCGACUUGUUUUUCACUCAUCGCGGGGAUUAUCCUAUUCGGUGGCCUACUUGCUCCUACGCUAGAGCUAAAGCUAGGUAUAGGAGGAACAUCAUACGCAGAUUUCAUUCAAAGCCUUCAUCUACCUAUGCAACUGAGUCAAGUGGACCCAAUAGUAGCGUCGUUUUCCGGAGGAGCGGUUGGUGUGAUUUCGGCUUUGAUGGUAGUCGAAGUCAACAAUGUAAAGCAGCAAGAACACAAGAGAUGCAAAUACUGUCUAGGAACUGGGUAUCUAGCAUGUGCUCGUUGCUCUAGCACAGGUGCUCUUGUAUUAACUGAACCAGUCUCAACUAUUGGUGGUGGGAAUCACUCUCUAUCGCCGCCCAAAACUGAAAGAUGUUCAAACUGUUCAGGUGCCGGAAAGGUGAUGUGUCCGACAUGUCUAUGCACAGGAAUGGCUAUGGCGAGCGAGCACGACCCUCGUAUCGAUCCUUUCGAUUGA
This is a messenger RNA of Arabis nemorensis, 930 nucleotides long. The record is from the annotation of a GenBank genome assembly. NCBI's taxonomy places the organism in Eukaryota, Viridiplantae, Streptophyta, Magnoliopsida, Brassicales, Brassicaceae.